AUGCUUCAAAUAACCCUGAAGUAUUUUCCGGAGUCCUCGUUUGAGCCUAAAGUUCACAUUCCCUUUUACGUUCCACCUGGUCAAUGUCCUAGGAAACUUGCAAUUGAGAGAAAACGGAGGGAAUUUGAGCGCUGUAGCAUUGAACACAUAUUAGAAGAAGAGUACAGUAUUAAGUCGAAGGAUCUCAUUCCAAAGCCAGACGAUGACUACCGUGACUUGCAUAAAGCCUGGGAUCGCUACCUUUUUCUUGAUAUUUUUGAUGAUGAGGAUUAUGAUUGCAGGACUCCAGCAGAUUGGCUAUCCUUGGGAAUUGAGGAGGAUAUGAGAAGUAAGGAUGUCAGCUGGUACUGGCAAAAAUGUGGUGUGCUCGACUAUGACGAGGUCACUCGACGUUGGCUGGUCCAGAAGACUGAUGCGAGCGAUCGAAUCCUUACAAAUGAUGGCGAUCCUAUAGUUAACGGUGGUCUCGAUUCUAAAGGACAAUUCUGUCAGGUCGACUCGCAGUACUGGAUUCCUCGUAUUCAACUAAUGUUUCUUGCUGAAGAUCCUGCUGUGUUUGCAAAGCGUGUCGCUCAAGCCUAUCACGAUAGAGAGGCUGCUGAGGCAACCAUUCGCUACAAUCUUUAUCUUGAUUGUAUGCCUGUUGAUGGACUAGCGGAAAUGAGUCGAACCACCCUGGACAGCAUCACACACCUGGCAAGAGACUCCACGCCUGGAUUGAAAGCGGCUAAAGGAUUGGAGCAGACUAUUUUAUCUCUGCAAAAAGAAAUUAUUUUUGACUAUUGGAGAACAAUGAACGAUAUAAUUCUUCGGAAAAUAUGCUCUCAGAACUUGCCAGAAUACACUUUUAUAAAGCCCCCAGAAAUAAAAAAACGAGUUUGGCGAUGGAAGGGCACUAUCGAAUUACCCAAGUUUGAGUUUAAGAAGGCCCUUGAAAACUUUGUGUUCAACACUGUGUUCACGCGCCCAGAAGCCAUUGCGGCAAGUUGCUCAGCUCAAUACGAGUGCCUUGAGGCGCGGGAAAGGUAUCUCCUCCACUUUCCUAUCUCAAAGGCUGCAAAAAUUGAAGAGUUUGAGCAAACUCAAAUGCAAAUCAUUCAACAGUCUUCUUCUUACUUGAGGACCAGUUGGAUUGAAAAUCUGCGACGUCAAAUUCGAAUGCAUUUGCGUGACACUGGAAAGGGUUGGUUCAAUAUCUACGAGACCGACUACUACGUAUACUCCAAGUCCAAGCUGAAGAAGUUUUUAGAUAGCGUCAAGUUUUGCAUGCAGGAUGCUCUUCGCUACAAUGUCAUGAGUUCAAUCAAUGGAUUUGUGAAGAUGAUAGAAGACGCUUGUAUUGACUGCCGUAAUCUCACUCCUGCGUUUGAGUGGUCAGACGAUCUGCGCAGUAGCAGUAUCUUGCCCAAACACAAUCCAAUUUUCGCUGUUGACUUGGUGAUUGAUGGGGAUGGUGUUCAUUAUAGUAACAUAUUGGGAGACUUCGACAGAUGCUGUAGACAGCUAUUUGACAAAGCUAUUGACUCCGUUCAACAUAUAUCGCAGCUAGAGAGGUUUGUCGUAGAGGGAAUCAGUUGGUCGGAUGACCCCCUAAUUGAGGCGGUCGGUGCUCACGAACCGGAGGUUGAGACUUUGAGAAAAAGACUGUACGAACUGCUACAGACCGCAUACAUUCCAAUGAAUGCUUACGCAAAACAGUACCACUCAUACAUCGAACUGUCACUCCUCGACAUACCAUCUUAUGUAAACGAUUUUCUGCGAGUGUACGAGUCGCAAAGUCUAAGCGCCUACGAUGUGAAGAACGAGGCAACAAAGCAGUUUGAGGAGGCAAGGAAUUUGGAGGCUUCGAUGCCUUUCAACAUCACCAUCGGGCCUUUCCUUGUGAACGUGGAACCACUGCGCAGUCGCCUAAUGAAGAAGCGGUUCGACAUGGCCAAGGCCAUGCUGGAUCUACUUGCCCGACAGCUCAGGAAACAGUCAGACACGUCAUGCGACGCAUUCGAAGAGAUAGCAAGAAGGCUCUAUGAGAAACCGAACACCAUAGAGGAGCUCACUGCGAUGCGUGAGUACAUGGACACCAUUCCAGAUUUGUUGGAGGAACAGAAGGAGGUGAUCGACCGGGUUGUAGCUCAUUAUGAGCUCAUCGAUGAGUUCUGCUACAACCUUAGCAACGAUGAUUUUGCCGCUAAAUGGACUACUCUCACCUGGCCCAGCAAGAUCCGCAACCUUGUGGAAGAGACAGAGUUAACUCUAGAGGAAGAUGAAGAGCGUUUCCGCAAACUCCAAAUCUCCGAUUUGGCUUCCUUCUCCGACAAAAUCGACAGUCUAACGAUGAUGGUUUCCUCUAUGGCCUCUUACACGGAUGUGAGCAAAGCACACGAAAUUGCAAAUGAAGUGCGGCGGCUUCAAAAACAACUACUAGAAGCACAACAGAGUGCCCUGCUAUAUAAUAGCCGAGAGCGACUAUUUGAUAUGCCGAUUACUAACUUCGAGAGAAUAGGUACAUUACUUAAGGACUUUGAGCCAUUCCGAGUGAUGUGGAUCGCUGUGUCGGAUUGGUUGAGAACGCAGGACGCAAUCAUGACCGACCCACUGUCGUCAAUUGAUGCAGCAGCCGUGGAAAAACAGGUCACUGAGGGCUACAAGAUUAUGCAUAAGUCGAUUCGCAUAUUUAGUGAAUUGCCUGGGGUGCAAGAAGUGGCUAGUCAGAUCAAAAUGGCGAUUGAAGAGUUUAAACCCUUCGUACCCCUUAUUAAAGCUCUUCGCAGUCCUGGAAUGCAUAGCAGGAUGUGGGAGCUCAUCAGUGAACGAACCGGCAUCUUGGUUGUGCCAAAGGCCUCUCUCACCUUUGCAAAAUGUUUGGAAAUGCGGCUUCAGGAUCACAUCGAGGUAAUAACGGAUGUAGCCGACAUAGCCAGAAAGGAGUAUGCAAUCGAAUCAGCACUAAAUAAGAUGAUGCAAGAUUGGGAAAAUGUGGUCUUUGAGGUACAACCAUACAAACAGACCGGAACUUACAUAAUCAAAGUUCGAGAAGAAAUCAACCAGCAAUUAGACGACCACAUAGUCCUUACUCAGUCAAUGAGCUUUUCUCCGUACAAGAAACAAUUUGAAGAGCGCAUCACUGCCUGGGAGACCCGUUUGCAGGUCACUCAAGAAGUUAUAGAUGAGUGGAUUAAUUGCCAGCGCAGAUGGCUAUACUUGGAGCCAAUUUUCGCCUCAGAAGACAUUUUGCGUCAGUUACCGGUAGAAGGCAAACGAUUUGCUACGAUGGAGAAGAUUUGGCGCAAGGUGAUGAAAAUCGCCCACGGUCAACCGAAUGUCAUUACUCUCUGUCCGGACAGUCGAAUCUUAAAUAACCUUCGCGAGUGCAACAACUUACUGGAACAAGUACAAAAGGGCUUGAGCGAGUACCUAGAAACAAAACGUCAGGCCUUUCCCCGAUUUUUUUUCUUGUCUGAUGAUGAACUUCUUGAGAUUCUUUCGCAGGCAAAGAAUCCUACUGCUGUACAACCGCAUCUAAAGAAGUGCUUCGAAAACAUCGCAAAGCUUCAGUUUGAGAGUGACCUUGAAAUCACAGCUAUGUAUUCCAGUGAAGGGGAAAAGAUUCCUUUUGAAAAGACUAUCCGUCCAAUUGGAAAUGUGGAGGACUGGAUGUCAGAGAUCGAAGAUAUAAUGCGCUUCUCUAUUCGUACCAUCAUUCAGCGUGCAAUAAACAAUUAUCCUGAAACUCCGCGCACUGAUUGGGUGCUUCAUUGGCCUGGUCAGGUUGUCAUUGCUGGUUGUCAAACCUAUUGGACUUCAGAGGUCACGGAGUCACUUACUCGUGCUCACUCUGGAGGACUCGUGGGGUUGCUCCCCCACCUUCUAAAUCAGUUGAAUGAACUUCGUAUCCUAGUUAAAGGAGAUUUGACGAAAAUUGCACGAAUGACACUUUCUGCGUUGAUUGUCAUCGAGGUGCAUGCUAGAGACGUGGUUGACAACAUGAUUCAGCAAGACGUCUCCUCCGUCAAUGCCUUUGAAUGGAUAAGUCAGCUUCGUUACUACUGGAUAAAUACGAGUGAGGAACUUGAAAUACGUGUUGUCAACGCCCACUUCCCCUAUGGUUACGAGUACCUCGGUAAUACUACACGACUAGUGAUUACUCCUCUGACGGACCGGUGUUAUCUUACUCUAACGGGAGCUCUGCACCUUAAUUUUGGUGGUGCUCCAUCUGGUCCAGCAGGAACGGGAAAGACAGAGACAACGAAGGAUUUGGGAAAGGCUUUUGCUGUUCAAUGUGUUGUGUUCAAUUGUUCCGAUCAACUAGAUUUCAUGGCAAUGGGCAAAUUCUUCAAAGGUUUGGCAUCAGCAGGCGCAUGGGCGUGUUUCGAUGAGUUCAAUCGCAUUGACAUCGAGGUUUUAUCUGUGGUAGCGCAGCAAAUCACGACCAUCCAAAAAGCACAAAUGCAACGCGUCGAUCGAUUCCUUUUUGAAGGCGUGGAAUUGGCUUUGAAGCCCUCUUGCGCCAUAUUUAUCACGAUGAAUCCUGGAUAUGCAGGCCGCACGGAGUUGCCCGAUAAUUUAAAAGCGCUCUUCCGACCUGUUGCGAUGAUGGUUCCCGAUUAUGCACUGAUAGCAGAAAUUUCACUCUUCUCCUUUGGCUUUGCUGAUGCUCGGGUUUUGGCUAAGAAGAUUGUUACAACUUUUAAAUUGUCCUCAGAACAGUUAAGCAGUCAAGAUCACUAUGAUUUUGGCAUGCGAGCAGUAAAAAGUGUCAUUUCCGCGGCUGGUAAUUUGAAAAGAAAUGAACCUGAUACGGAUGAGGAGCUUAUUGUUCUUCGAGCGAUUCGCGAUGUAAACCUGCCGAAAUUUCUUGAAGAUGAUCUGAAACUCUUCAACGGAAUUGUUGCUGACCUAUUCCCAAAUAUUCGUCAUCUUGUUGCAAACGAGAUUAAUUAUGAAGACCUUACAAUUGCUUUGAAAACUGCUGCUCGCAAAAUGAACCUUAAAGAUGAUCACGGCUUCCUUCACAAAUGUACUCAGUUAUUUGACACCACAGUCGUGAGGCACGGCCUUAUGAUCCUUGGUCCGACGGGGUCAGGCAAGACCAAAUGCUAUGAAGUACUAAAGGAUGCUUUGAGCUCCUUGAAGAAUCAGCCUUCUCCAGAUGGCUCUUACUUCCAAAAUGUGGUCACCUAUGUUUUAAACCCCAAGGCCAUAACAAUGGGCCAACUUUACGGCGAAUUUGACCUCAUCACUCAUGAAUGGACUGACGGUGUUUUGAGUGUACUCAUUCGGGAAGGAGUUGCAGCUGACAACCUUGACAAACGUUGGUAUGUCUUCGAUGGACCUGUCGACGCUUUGUGGAUUGAAAACAUGAACACAGUGUUAGACGAUAACAAGAAACUUUGUUUGAGCAGCGGAGAAAUAAUAAAGUUGACAGAAGCGAUGACUAUGAUGUUUGAAGUUGCUGAUUUGGCAGUUGCCUCACCGGCAACUGUAAGUCGCUGUGGCAUGGUGUACCUGGAGCCAAGUAUCCUUGGUCUUAAGCCCUUCGUAGAUUGUUGGCUUCAAAGUCUGCCUCCACCAAUUUAUCCUCAUAAGGAAAAGUUAGAACGCUUGUUUGACAUCUUCCUUGAGGACUCAAUCCGUUUUAUUCGUGAACACACAACGGAAAACAUUAGAAGCUCGGACGGUCAGCUGACGUUUAGUUUAUUGAAGCUCUAUUCCUGUUUCUACAGUCGUUUUCAAUCGAAGUCGAGCCUACUGGCGGCUUCAAAGAGAAAUGGGCAAGUUAAACGUAUUGUUUCUAGCCUAUGGAGCUCUAUUCUUUUACAGCUUGAUGUGCCCGAUGAGUUGGUUUCAAGGACUGGAGAGGUAUUUGAAUCCUGGUUCUUUUUCUCACUUGUCUGGUCGAUUGGCGCAACGUGUACCAACGAUGGCCGCAAGGCCUUUGAUGUUUACUUAAGACAAAAGAUGAAGGACGCGAAGGUAUUGUUGAUAUCAGCUUGUCUCAGAGUAUCUCAAGCAUUCAAAUCACUGAUAAAAUUAUCACUUUUGCAGUGUUAUCGACUGUUCCCUUCAGAAGGCACCGUCUAUGACUACUACUUGGAUGAAGCUGACAUUCUUAACAUGGAUAGGAAGGAAACAGACUGUGAUGAGCAAAGCCCAAAGCAAGUAAGUUUGAUUAAAUUAGCUCUACUGGUUCAAUCGAUAUUAAUCACACCUAAAAACGGCUAUUUGAAGGUUCAUUGGGAACACUGGAUGAAAAAUGUACCGUCUUAUCAAGUAGACACGAAUGCGAAGUACUCGGACAUCCUGGUCCCAACUCUUGACAGCGUUCGCCUGGUUCGAGUUAUGGAACUGCUUUUAAAGAACUCAAUUCCUGUCCUCGGUGUUGGUGCCACAGGCACAGGAAAGACGGUUUGUAUUGCAGACAAACUUUGCCGAGGGAUGCCAGAAGAAUUUAUACCGGAGUUUAUGGUGCUCAGUGCAAAGUCAUCAGCCAACCAGACGCAGGACGUGAUUGAGAGCAAAAUGGACAAACGCAGGCGUGGAGUAUACGGUCCUCCGCCAGGGAAAUAUCUCAUCUUCUUCAUUGACGACUUGAACAUGCCUGCACCGGAUAUGUUCGGUGCACAACCUCCAAUCGAGCUACUUCGCCAGUGGAUGGACUUUAGGGGGUGGUACGAUCGGAAGCAGAUUGGCGCUUUUAAACAAAUUGUUGACGUUAAUUUCUUGUGUGCUAUGUGCCCACCAGGUGGUGGUAGAAAUCCGAUUACUCAGCGUCUGCUUCGACAUUUCAACUUUUUGAGUUUCAACGAGCUUGAUGAAGCUAGCCUUUCAACAAUUUUCUCAACUAUCCUGACCAGUUGGUUCAUGCAGACACCUGAAGAGUCACCUGUUCGUUAUUUACUAGACAAAGUGAAGCCUUUAGUAAAGGCCUCCGUUUCGGUUUAUACUACUGUGCAAUCACAGCUCUUACCUACACCGGCUAAGAGUCACUAUACAUUCAAUCUCCGAGACCUUUCCAAAGUCUUUCAAGGCAUCUAUAUGUUUGAUGUUUUACAUCUUACGGGGCGUAUUACGGAUGUCUUGCGCCUUUGGUACCAUGAAUCUUGCCGUGUUUAUCAGGAUCGCCUGAUUAACGAGACAGACAGAAAUUGGUUUAAAAGUUUAUGCAUAAAGACCAUGGAGGAAUACUUUGAGGCCAAAUUUGAGGAAGUGGUGCCUUCUGAGCCAUUGCUCUACGGCGAUUUAUUGUCGGUCGAAACUGCCGACAAUAGAAAAUACAUCGAAAUGGUGGAUCACACGCAAGUGGUUCGUGUGUGUGAGUUGAAUUUAGAGGACUACAAUCAACUAUAUAGCGCCCGUAUGGACCUUGUUCUCUUCAUGGACGCCAUUAUACACUUAUGCCGCCUGUCUCGAAUUAUCCGCCAACCUCAAGGCAAUGCCCUGCUCUUGGGUCUCGGAGGUAGCGGUCGACAAAGCAUUUCGCGUCUUGCGGCCCACAUUGCUGAAUUUGAGUGCUUUCAAAUUGAACUAACAAAAAGUUACAGCACCCACGACUGGCAGGAGGAUUUGAGAAGGGUUAUGAUGCUAGCGGGUAUUGAAGACAAACAGGUUCUGUUCCUCUUUUCUGAUACACAGAUUAAGAAGGAAACUUUCUUAGAAGACCUUAAUAAUGUUCUGAAUAUUGGUGAUGUGCCAAACAUCUACGCAUUCGAAGACCUUGAAAAUAUUUAUAAUGCAAUGAAGCCAGUGGUGAAUAAUGCUGGGAUUAUGCCAACAAAAAAUAAUCUCUAUUCCACCUAUGUUAAACGUGUGCAUCGAAACCUCCACACGGUGAUUACAAUGAGUCCUCUUGGAGAAGUUUUCCGUGCCCGCCUGCGUCAAUUCCCAGCACUUGUUAGCUGCUGCACUAUCGACUGGUACGCGGAAUGGCCUGACGAGGCGCUUGAAGCAGUUGCACUGAAAAUAUUGAAAGACAUGAAAGAAUUGAAUAUCGAAGAUGAGCUUUUGGAAGGCAUUGUCAAGGUGUGUCAAAAAAUGCAUCAAUCAGCCGUUCGCAAUACGGCCCGAUACCUACAUGAAUUAGGCCGCCACAACUACGUGACACCUGCUUGUUUUCUGGAGCUACUCGCUUCGUUCGCCAAGAUGUACAACCUAAAACUGACAGAGUUGAUGAAUUUAAGAAUCCGCACUAAGACGGGUUUGGAUAAACUUCUUAGUACAGAGCAGAUUGUUGCAAAAUUACAAGAGGAACUUGAGAUUAUGCAACCACAGUUGGAGAAGGCUAUUGAGGCGUCAAAGGUGACAAUGGAAGAGAUCGCUAGGGAUUCAAAAGUUGCGGAAGAAACAACGGCAAUCGUGCAACGUGAAGAGGAAGCUGCAGAAAGAAAGACAGCUGAAUGUGCAGAGAUAAGAGAUGAUGCUCAGCGGGAUUUGGAUGAGGCACUCCCAGCAUUAUACGCCUCUUUAGACGCAGUAAAGUCGCUCAACAAGAAUGACAUCACGGAAGUUCGUGCCAUGAUGCGUCCUCCUGAGGGAGUACGCCUUGUCAUGGAGGCCGUUUGUAUAAUGAAGGACGUGAAGCCAAAAAAGGUGGCUGGUGACAAACCAGGCGUCAAGGUGGAUGACUAUUGGGAACCUAGCAAGACUCUACUCCAGGAUCCCGGGAAAUUCUUGGAAUCUCUCCUCAACUUUGACCGCGACAACAUCCCUGAUGCCAUUAUUGCCAAAAUUCAGCCCUAUGUAGAAUCUGAGGCCUUUACACCCCAAGCAAUUGCCAAAGUCAGCAAGGCCUGCACGAGCAUUUGUCUCUGGGUGCGAGCGAUGCAUAAGUACCACAACGUAGCUAAAAUGGUAGCUCCCAAGAGAGCAGCGAUGAGGGCGGCUGAGGAUGACUUAAAGGAGACCGAAUAUGUGCUUCAAGAAGCACGCACUCGUCUCCAGUCAUGCAAAGACCGAAUCGCCAGCCUGCAAGUAAAGUAUGAUGAGUGUAUGCGAAGGCAGCAGGAGCUUGAAGAUAAGAGCAACCUCUGUGAGGCACGUUUACUGCGUGCUGACAAACUGAUUGGGGGCUUGAGUAGCGAGAAAGGUCGGUGGAUGGACUCUAUUGUGGAGGUGGAGGGCUUGAUUGAAAAUCUCAUUGGGAAUGUACUCUGCUCUUCGGGGAUAGUGGCGUACUUGGGCCCCUUCAAUGGUGACUACAGAAACGAAAUGUACAAUGAGUGGGUUAAAUGUAUGAAAGAAUACAAGGUGCCUCACACAUCUUCUCCAAAUUUGGUUAACACUUUUGGAGAUCCCGUUAAAAUUCGCAAUUGGCACAUAUUUGGGUUACCGAAAGAUAGUCUUUCAGUUGAAAAUGCAGUGAUAGUUCAGUUCUCUCGCCGUUGGCCGCUGUUUGUUGAUCCACAAGGUCAGGCAAAUCGGUGGAUAAAAGCAUUGGAAGGAGAUGAGGGUCUUGAGGUUGUCAAAACCUCCGAAAAAGAUUUUUUGCGUACUAUUGAGAACUCAAUCCGAUUUGGCAGACCUGUCCUCUUAGAAAAUGUGGGUGAAGAACUUGAUCCUGCUCUCGACCCGAUCAUAAUGAGACAGACUUACUCUCAACAAGGUGUCCUUGUCAUUAAAAUGGGUGACAACGUGAUUCCUUACAAUCAAGACUUUCGCUUCUACCUAACCACCAAGUUACCAAAUCCUCAUUACUCGCCGGAGAAUUCCGCACGAAUGGGAAUAGUUAACUUCACAUUAGCUCCAAAAGGUCUGGAGGAUCAGCUUCUUGGCUUGGUUGUGGCAGAAGAGCGCCCUGAUUUAGAAGAAGCAAAGGGUCAGCUUAUAGUCAGCAAUGCCAAAAUGAAGCAGGAGCUUAAGGAGAUUGAAGACCACAUUUUGGAGAAAUUGAGUUCAUCCGAGGGUUCGCCGGUUGAUGAUGUUGACCUCAUUAGCACACUCGAAGCCUCAAAGAUGAAAUCUUCAGAGAUACGUACCAAAGUUGUUGUAGCAGAACAAACCGAAAGGGACAUAGACGAAACUCGGAGCAUGUAUAUUCCGGUUGCCAUUCGUGGUAGAAUCCUCUUUUUCUGCGUUGCUUCAUUACGCAAAAUUGAUCGAAUGUAUCAGUAUUCCCUGGAGUGGUUCAUCAACAUUUUUGUAAAAGGAAUCAUCGAUGCAGAAAAAGCAUCAACCGUCACAGAGCGCAUAGAAAGCAUAAACAAUUAUAUUACAUUCUCCUUGUAUGCCAAUGUCUGUAGAAGCCUUUUCGAGCGUCAUAAAUUGCUUUUCUCCUUCUUGAUAACCAUCAAAAUUCUCGAAGAGGAGAAUUUAAUCGAUCCGGGGGAAUGGAGGUAUCUCCUAUCUGGCAGUUCAGUUACAAAAAGAGACCUUCCUAACCCAGCUCCAGAAUGGAUAUCGGAUCGCAUGUGGGGAGAUCUUCUGGCGCUUGAUACUCUACCAAAUUUUGAAGGUCUUUGCCUAUUCAUAGUUCAGAAUUUAAAUGACUUCAAGGAAGUCUUCGAUUCACCAGAACCUCACCGCCGUCCCUUAAAAGAUAAUUGGGGUGAAAAGUUAGACAGUUUUCAACGACUGCUCUUUUUGCGCUGUUUCCGGCCUGACAAAGUCACCAACGCAAUGCAAGACUUUGUCGCACACCACCUUGGCCAAAACUUCAUCGAACCUCAGAACACCAGCCUUAAAGAAAUUUUUAAAGAGAGCUCACCUACAACCCCUAUUAUCUUCAUCCUCUCACAGGGCACUGAUCCAGCUUCAGACCUUUACAAGUUUGCGGAAGAAAUGAAUUUCGGUGGCAAGCGAUUGUCAGCCAUAUCACUGGGUCAGGGUCAAGGACCACGAGCAGAGGAGAUGAUGCAAGCGGCCAUGGAGCGUGGGAUGUGGGUUUUCUUCCAGAAUUGUCACUUAGCGCCUUCGUGGAUGCCAUCUUUGGAACGCCUUGUGGAACAGAUUGACAAGGAUCGGGUCAGCAAAGACUUUCGUUUGUGGCUCACCAGUAUGCCCAGUUCCAGUUUUCCUGUCUACAUCCUACAGAACGGUUCAAAGUUGACCAUCGAACCACCAAGAGGAAUUAAGGCCAAUCUCCUCAGAACUUACCUUUCGCUUAGUGAUAAGCAAUUGAGUAGUGUUCCUAGAAAGAAUGCGAAUUUCAAGUCUCUCCUUCUGGCGCUUUCGUUCUUCCAUGCCAUUUGCAUCGAGAGAAGGAAGUUUGGACCAUUAGGUUUCAACAUCCCUUAUGAAUUCACAACUGGUGACAUGAAGAUCUGCAUGGAUCAACUCAUCAUGUUCCUCACUGAGUACGAUAAAAUUCCAUACAAGAUUUUGCAAUACACUGCUGGUCAAAUCAACUAUGGUGGGCGCGUGACCGAUGACUGGGAUCGUCGGUGCCUGAUGAGCAUCCUCUCUGACUUCUACAAUGCCUCCUCCCUUGAUGCAGAUCAUGUAUAUUCUGAAUCAGGCAUUUACAAGCAAAUAAGUGGUGAUUCGGACCACAACAGUUACUUAAGAUAUAUUCAGUCUUUGCCAAUAAAUGACCUCCCUGAGAUAUUUGGUCUACACGAAAACGCAAACAUUACGUUUGCACAGAACGAGACCUUCCAGUUGUUGGCAGACUUGGUCCUCCUACAGCCGAGAACAUCUUACUCCUCCAAAGGAGGCAAAGCACAUGAGGAUAUUAUUGAAGAGAUAGCCACGCAACUUAUAAAGGACUGUCCUUCAUUGUUGGACGAAGUUGCCAUUGUCAAGAGGUACCCUAUACUCUAUGAGCAGUCCAUGAAUACUGUUCUAAUUCAAGAGGUUACUAGGUUCAAUAACCUUCUAACUGAAAUUCAAUCAAGUUUGCAAGAACUCAUCAAGGCAGUUAAGGGCUUGGUAGUGAUGUCGGCUGUACUUGAAGCCAUGGCCACAUCCUUAUUUAAUAAUCAAGUUCCCGAAUUAUGGAAUGCAAAGGCAUAUCCUAGUUUACAACCCCUUGGCGCCUGGAUGAAGGAUCUGACAGAAAGAAUUGGCAACCUAAAGGCCUGGUAUGACCAUGGUACACCUAUAGUGUUUUGGAUCAGCGGGUUCUUCUUUCCGCAAGCCUUCCUCACCGGUCAGCUGCAAAACUUUGCCCGCAAGUACUCACAAUCGGUGGAUACUGUCAGUUUUAAUUUCAAAGUAAUAGGAGAAGAUAUGGCAGGUCUCCAUCAAUCUCCUGCUGACGGUUGCUACAUUCACGGCCUCUAUCUGGAGGGUUGCGGGUGGAAUGGAUCAGAUAAGUGUUUGAUAGAAUCCAGACCAAGGGAACUCUACACGCUUAUGCCCAUCAUCUGGCUGAUUCCGGAGGCAAAUCGACGGAAACCCGAGAAAGGAAUUUAUGAAUGUCCAGUAUAUAAAACACUCUCUCGGUCUGGUACCUUAUCGACCACUGGAAUGUCAACGAAUUUUGUCUUUGCAAUCGAGGUUCCCAGCACGGAACCUCAGAGCCAUUGGAUUAAGCGGGGUGUGGCUCUCUUUUGUGCUUUGGAUUUCUAA
Hydatigera taeniaeformis is the source of this 12501-nucleotide messenger RNA. The record is from the annotation of a GenBank genome assembly. Lineage: Eukaryota; Metazoa; Platyhelminthes; Cestoda; Cyclophyllidea; Taeniidae.